AACCAUCACAUCCACCUGCUUUCAACCACACCUCGUCGUCGUUCACCGGCCAUCGCUCCAGGAUAUUACCACCUCCAACUUUCAGAACGCCCAUUCCGACGGACCAAUGCUUCAACCUGGAUUCAAAACCAUCAUCUUCCUAUCAAUCAUCCUCGCCCUCGGGUUUCUUCUCGUCAUCCUAAGCUGUGCGCUGUGGGGAGAAUGGCUACCAUUACUAGUCGCAUUGACGUUUUUCACAGCUCCCAUACCGAACAUGAUAGCUUCGAGUUACUGUGGUGGAGCAGACUACGAACUGUCGAUCGAUUACUCGUCGAUCCCUAAAGAAACCGCCGAUUUCUUCACCAGCGUCCUAUUGACUACCGGUGUUGCGCUGCCCCUCGUCCUGGCUCAUUCAAAUCUCAUCAACCAAUCAGCAUGUUACAUGAGCAUGGCAGGCGGCGCUUUAGUCUAUGGGACAAUCGUCACGUAUUCCCACUUCUUUUCACCCAAGGAUGAAUUCUGA
Puccinia graminis f. sp. tritici CRL 75-36-700-3 is the source of this 502-nucleotide messenger RNA. RefSeq lists its product as uncharacterized. Gene Ontology annotation, cellular component: endosome; Vps55/Vps68 complex. Gene Ontology annotation, biological process: late endosome to vacuole transport via multivesicular body sorting pathway. NCBI's taxonomy places the organism in Eukaryota, Fungi, Basidiomycota, Pucciniomycetes, Pucciniales, Pucciniaceae. Bases 107 to 502 code for a protein of 131 amino acids. The record is from RefSeq and is a predicted model, not a curated record. The transcript has 5 exons.